AACUUCUCUUUCUCUAUCUAUUCCCUGCAAUGGAGAAAACCGACGUGAUUUUCUCUCACGGCAAGAAACGUUCAAUUUCCGACGACAUCUUAACUCGCGACGAUUACAAUCUCCACAUGAGGAAAUCAUCACUAACAAUGGAGGAUCCAGCGGCAGCGUUAGCAAAUUCCCGUCACGAAUUCGGCGAACACGGCGGCGUAAACAUGUCAAUCGAAGCAUCCGCUACCUUCACCGUAAUGGAACCUGAAACUAUGCGUCGUAUGUUCACCGGCGAAUUAGGCGCCGAUCGGGAUUUCUACAUCUACAGUCGACAUUUCAAUCCAACUGUCCUCAAUCUCGGCCGUCAAAUGGCCGCAAUCGAAGGAACUGAAGCCGCAUACUGCACCGCUUCAGGUAUGUCCGCGAUUUCGUCGGCUCUACUUCAAAUCUGUACCAGCGGUGGUCAUAUAGUAGCUUCGAGAUCGCUUUAUGGAGGAACGCAUACUCUGUUGACGAAUUUCUUACCUCGCGUUUGUAACAUUACGACUACGUUCGUAGAUCUGAGAGAUUUGGAAGCGGUUAGUGAUUCGAUUGUGGAAGGGAAGACGAAUGUGCUUUAUUUUGAAUCGGUUUCGAAUCCGACUUUGACUGUUGCUAAUGUACCGGAGCUUUCUAGGAUUGCUCAUGAUAAAGGAGUUAUGGUGGUGGUGGAUAAUACUUUUGCUCCGAUGGUGUUGUCUCCGGCGAGACUUGGAGCUGAUGUUGUUGUUCAUAGUAUUUCCAAAUUUGUUAGCGGUGCUGCUGAUAUAAUUGCAGGAGCUGUAUGUGGGCCGGCAAGCUUUAUAAACUCCAUGAUGGACCUCAACGAAGGUACUCUAAUGCUACUAGGCCCAACAAUGAACCCAAAAGUAGCAUUUGAGUUAUCUGAAAGAAUCCCACAUUUGGGCCUUAGAAUUAAAGAACAUUGCAAUAGGGCCAUGGUCUACUCAACUCGAAUGAAGAAACUUGGGCUGAAAGUUAUCUACCCUGGGCUCGAAGAUCACCCGGACCAUGUCCUUCUAAAGUCCAUAUCCAACAAGGAAUAUGGUUUUGGUGGUUUACUCUGUCUCGACAUGGAGACGGAGGAACGAGCCAACAAGCUCAUGAACAUUCUUCAGAAUGUGACUCAGUUCGGGUUCAUGGCUGUUAGUUUGGGGUAUCAUGAAACGCUAAUGUCGUGCUCGGGAAGUAGCACGAGUAGUGAGUUGAGCCCUGAGGCGAAGGAAUUGGCGGGGAUCUCUCCAGGACUUGUGAGAAUGUCGAUUGGGUAUAGUGGGACUCUUGAACAGAAGUGGAGCCAGUUUGAGAAGGCGCUUUCGAAAAUGAAUGAGUCGGGUUUCAUGCUAAAAAAGAAUUGAAUUUGUAAUGUUAUGUUUUAAUUUUGUCAUUGUAAAAGUAGAUUCUCUUUGUUGUUUUGUUGCUUUGACGAUGGAAUGAAUUAUGAAUGUUGUUUGGUAAUGUAAAUAAAUUAACUUCUUUUUUUG
Molecule: messenger RNA, 1502 nt
Organism: Impatiens glandulifera
Lineage: Eukaryota; Viridiplantae; Streptophyta; Magnoliopsida; Ericales; Balsaminaceae
Product: methionine gamma-lyase-like
Exons: 2
Coding region: 30-1376 (448 amino acids)
Biological process (GO): transsulfuration
Cellular component (GO): cytoplasm
Molecular function (GO): pyridoxal phosphate binding; carbon-sulfur lyase activity
Source: RefSeq, a predicted model, not a curated record